Messenger RNA from Rubroshorea leprosula, 1181 nucleotides. The record is from the annotation of a GenBank genome assembly. NCBI's taxonomy places the organism in Eukaryota, Viridiplantae, Streptophyta, Magnoliopsida, Malvales, Dipterocarpaceae.
GUUAAAUUUCCAUAAUUAUUUAUCUAAGUUUCAUUCUUUUUGUGUUUUUGUUCAAAUGGAUGAUGGGCAGGAUUAUGGUCUCACUGUGGAGUUUUUUGUUUCUCCUUUCUUGGUUCGGGAAUGGGAAGUAGCAGACAACAAUGGAACAAAGGAGACUCUUCGGCUUGAUCUAGUAGGAGAGUCUGCUGAUCACUAUAAAGGUGCAGAUAUAAUCAUUUUCAACACUGGACAUUGGUGGACUCAUGACAAAACUUCGAAAGGGAAAGAUUAUUAUCAAGAGGGCAAUCAUGUUUAUGGUGAAUUGAAUGUUCUUGAGGCAUUUCGGAGAGCAUUGACAACAUGGGCUAGAUGGGUUGAUGCUAAUGUAAAUCCAAAGAAGUCUAUGGUUUUCUUCAGGGGUUAUUCUACUUCUCAUUUCAGUGGUGGGCAAUGGAAUUCAGGAGGGGCAUGUGAUGAUGAGACUGAGCCCAUCAAGAACGAGACCUAUCUAACACCAUAUCCCCCCAAAAUGCUAGUGCUGGAGCAGGUGCUGAGAGGGAUGAAAACCCAUGUCACCUACCUAAAUAUCACUAGAUUGACUGAUUUCCGGAAGGAUGGUCACCCCUCAAUCUACCGGAAGCAAACGUUCACUGAGGAAGAAAGGAGAACACCGCUAAAGUAUCAAGAUUGCAGCCAUUGGUGCCUUCCGGGUGUGCCAGAUGCGUGGAAUGAGCUUCUCUAUGCUGAGUUGCUAGUAAAAGAGAGCAAAAUGCGGCAACAUCAAAGAAGAGUACAAGAAUUCCACAGAAAUGAGAUGCGGUGAAAUCAAUGGAGAAUAUAGGUAAAAUAAAUUCAUAUAGAAGUAUCUAUCUAUCAAUACAGCUCUUCUUCAUUUUCAAACGGGAGAAACAAAGAUAAAAAAUAGAGAAGAUCUACGAGAGUGUUCUUUUUCCCUUGUGAUAGACAAUAGAAAAAUGCGAGGAAGUGUUCUUGGAGAGAUCCAUCUCUUUAAUAAUUCCAUUUGUUUAUGUUAACGGAAGAAGGAGAGGAUUAAAGAUAUUGGUUGAUAAGAUUUCGUUGAGGUGGGAUUAGAAAUCUAUCCCAUUUCCACCAUACCUCCAGCAUGUUAGGGUUGUAAAUCUCUAAUUAUUUAGUUCAAGUUGAAAUAAUUAUGUUAUAUUUAUUAAAUUUCAUGUUCUUUU